UUUGUCAGUGAACAAAAUGGCGUCCUACUGUUUGAGUGUCAACCGGCUCCAGUUCGUCUUUGGCGAGGGAGUGCGGUGGCUGCAUGUGUCGGCAGCCUUCAGCGCCAAGGCCAAGGUGGCCAUGAGCCGCUUCGAACCCGGCUCCAGCAUCGACUAUGAGCAGAUGCGCUCGAAAAUCAACAUCGUCCGCAAGAGACUCAGCCGGCCCCUGACCUUGUCAGAGAAGAUCGUGUACGGACACCUGGAUGACCCCGACAGGCAGGACAUCGGGAGGGGCCGCACCUACCUCCGGCUGCGGCCGGACCGCGUGGCCAUGCAGGACGCCACCGCGCAGAUGGCCAUGCUGCAGUUCAUCAGCAGCGGCCUGCCCCAGGUGGCCGUGCCCUCCACCAUCCACUGCGACCACCUCAUCGAGGCCCAGAUCGGAGGCGCGGAGGACCUGCAGAGAGCCAAGGAGGUGAACCAGGAGGUGUACAACUUUCUGUCCAGUGCUGGAGCCAAGUAUGGAGUCGGCUUCUGGAAACCUGGCUCAGGAAUCAUCCACCAGAUCAUCCUGGAGAACUACGCCUACCCCGGGGUGAUGCUGAUCGGCACAGACUCCCACACGCCCAAUGGCGGAGGCCUGGGGGCGAUUUGCAUCGGAGUGGGCGGGGCUGACGCUGUUGAUGUCAUGGCAGGCAUCCCCUGGGAGCUCAAAUGUCCCAACGUGAUCGGUGUGAAGCUGACAGGUACCCUGUCAGGCUGGACCUCCCCCAAGGACGUGAUCCUGAAGGUGGCCGGGAUCCUAACUGUGAAGGGGGGCACUGGGGCCAUCGUGGAGUACCACGGGCCCGGUGUCGACUCCAUCUCCUGCACUGGAAUGGCCACCAUCUGUAACAUGGGCGCUGAAAUUGGGGCCACCACCUCCGUGUUCCCCUACAACCACCGCAUGAGGACCUACCUAGAGAAGACCGGUCGCGCGGACAUCGCUGCGCUGGCAGAAGAGUACAAAGACGACCUGGUUCCUGACCCUGGCUGCCACUAUGACCAGGUCAUUGAGAUCAACCUGAGCGAGCUGAAGCCCCACAUUAACGGGCCCUUCACCCCCGACCUGGCUCACCCCGUGGAGGAGAUUGGGGCGGUGGCCGAGAAGAGCGGGUGGCCCCUUGAGGUCAAAGUCGGUCUGAUUGGCAGCUGCACCAACUCCAGCUACGAGGACAUGGGCCGGGCUGCCUCUUUGGCCAAGCAGGCCCUGGACCGUGGGCUCAAGUGCAAGGCCCAGUUCACUGUCACUCCCGGUUCGGAGCAGAUCCGCGCCACCAUCGAGAGAGACGGCUACGCUAAGAUCCUAAGCGAUGUCGGAGGUGUGGUUUUGGCCAAUGCCUGCGGACCCUGCAUUGGACAGUGGGACAGGCGUGAUGUGAAAAAGGGAGAGAAGAACACCAUCGUCACAUCCUUCAACAGGAACUUCACUGCCAGGAAUGACGCUAACCCUGCGACUCAUGCCUUCGUCACCUCCCCCGAGAUUGUCACUGCCCUGGCCAUCGCCGGCACCCUCAAGUUCAACCCAGAGAAGGACUACCUGACCGCUCCAAAUGGUGAGAAGUUCAAGCUGGAGCCGCCCACGGGCGACGAGCUGCCCCUCCGAGACUUUGACCCGGGGCAGGAUACCUACCAGCACCCACCCAACGACGGCACCUCCCUGCGUGUGGACGUCAACCCCCAGAGUAACCGCCUGCAGCUGCUGGAGCCUUUCGAAAAGUGGGACGGCAAGGACCUGGAAGACCUGCAAGUGCUCAUCAAGGUUAAGGGCAAGUGCACCACAGACCACAUCAGUGCUGCCGGCCCCUGGCUGAAGUUCCGCGGUCACCUGGACAACAUCUCCAACAACCUGCUGAUCGGGGCGGUCAACAUCGAGAACGAUGCGGUUAACAAGAUCUGCAAUCAACUGACAGGAGAGUUCGGGGGUGUCCCUGACGUGGCCCGGUAUUACAAGAAACAUGGCGUGCAGUGGGCCGUGGUGGGGGAUGAGAACUACGGCGAGGGUUCGAGCAGAGAGCACGCUGCCCUAGAGCCCAGACACCUCGGGGGAAGAGUCAUCAUCGUCAAGAGCUUCGCCAGGAUCCACGAGACCAACUUGAAGAAACAGGGCCUGCUGCCGUUAACCUUCUCAGACCCCCAUGACUACGACAAGAUUCGCCCAGAUGACAAGAUCUCCAUCAAGGGCCUCAAGAAGUUCGCCCCCGGCAAGCCGCUGACGGCCGUGAUUAAGCACAAAGACGGCAGCCAGGAAACCAUCCAGCUUAACCACACCUUCAACGAGACACAGAUCGAGUGGUUCCAGGCCGGCAGCGCCCUCAACAGGAUGAAGGAGCUGCAGCAUUGAGUGGGGGGAGCCGGGAGAGGAGCGGUUGAUGCAGAAGGGGGAGGGGCCACACAAAGGGGAGGGGUUAUACCCUAGGAUGUGGGGAAGGCAUAAAAGGCACACACUCGUACAUGUACACAUGCCAGUCCACACCUUCCAUUUUUUACAUUUAUGUCCGUACUGUAUAGACAAGCCAGCUGUACGCAAAAAGGGACCGUUCCAUGCCCCCACAGACACACAGCACGUCCUGGUGCCAGUAAAAUGUGUGUGUGCACCAAGGCAGUAUUUCUCACCUGUAAAGAUUACGUUUAUUGACACAUAACGCACUCACUCCUGAACAAGACUGAAGGGUGUACGCAUAGUUUGACAGUGAAAGCUUUGGCACAGGAUAAAGCCACACUCCUCCAGACAGCAGUUUCUACACUGUCACUCCAAUGCGGUUCUUGCGACUCUGGUUUGCGCACGCUGUAUAGUCUCAGUUGCUGUCAAUGAUUGUGCUACACUCUGCAACAAGGUCCUCACUCAUUCAAACGCACACUCACUCUACUCCAGUAUAAGCUGCAUAUGAUGUUGGUGCUUUGUGUUUGUAUUGGAAUGCACUGCUCCACCCCCAGGUGUACAUACUUUGGGGUUUUUCACAAAUCCUGCACUGUCUUUCAAUGCGCACGCACAUACACACACACGCACAAAAGCGGGUACUCCAAGAUAAGGUCCUUACAUAUUUUUGAAAAGUUCCCCUCUUCGUGUCAUUUUUUUUUUUUGAACUCCUUUACUGAAUUCUACAGAGGUCAAUAUUUCCAUAUUUUAAAAAGAGAAGUUAUUUAUUUAUUUUACUGAAGAGUGAAACGUGGAUCUAGUCUAUCUUGUUUUGUUUCGUUCAUUGCCGUUUUGAUGAGGAAACUUUGGUUGAAUUUCCCUUUGUAUUCUGCCCCAGGAAGAAUGCAAACCCUUUUUCCUUUGGGUUAUGUAUUUGUAUUUUUGUUUCUGUAAGAAAUCAGACUUUUGUGAAAAGCAAUGUCCCCACAGACUCAACACUGAUCUGACAUCCUCAGGACCUGUAAACCAAACCAAACUUGAGCCACAAAGACAAAGUAAAAGUGAAUUUUGGGCCUAUCACACUUUUUAUGUCUCCUAGGUCUGCGACUGUCCUCUGAUGAGAAUAUUGAAUGUUUAGCUACAAAUCUCUGUGGGCCUAUAUGCAAGAAAUACUGAGGACCUCUGGGUAAUGGGAGCUUUAUUGCUCUCUCUGUACUAGACGCACACAUACAGAUUUUCUUAUUACCUCCCACUAAGGGGUAACCACUCCAAUUCCCAGAAUUCCACACUCUCACUCUCUUACGUGUGUUCCCUCUGUUUCUCCUUGUAUUGGAGCAUUUGAUCGUCCUGUGUUCAUACUGUUUUUGUCUCUUUUCCUCCUCUUGGCAGAAUUAAGCUCUUAUCCACUACAGUGGGCCGUGACAUAAAGUGACAUUUCAAUGAAUAGCAACCUCUUUGCCCGUGUGUGUGUGUG
This is a messenger RNA of Megalops cyprinoides (Indo-Pacific tarpon), 3854 nucleotides long. RefSeq names its product aconitate hydratase, mitochondrial-like. Gene Ontology annotation, biological process: tricarboxylic acid cycle. The transcript is spliced from 17 exons. Gene Ontology annotation, molecular function: 4 iron, 4 sulfur cluster binding; aconitate hydratase activity. Gene Ontology annotation, cellular component: cytosol; mitochondrion. The record is from RefSeq and is a predicted model, not a curated record. NCBI's taxonomy places the organism in Eukaryota, Metazoa, Chordata, Actinopteri, Elopiformes, Megalopidae. Bases 17 to 2365 code for a protein of 782 amino acids.